This is a messenger RNA of Rhipicephalus microplus (southern cattle tick), 2245 nucleotides long. RefSeq names its product DNA damage-regulated autophagy modulator protein 1. NCBI's taxonomy places the organism in Eukaryota, Metazoa, Arthropoda, Arachnida, Ixodida, Ixodidae. The record is from RefSeq and is a predicted model, not a curated record.
CGUUCUCCCUGUCGCGCGUUCGGCGCGGAGAUAGCGGCGCACCGUCGAUCAACGUCGCGACUACACUUCGAUUCGUUUUCCUGCGGAAGCGUAGCGAAGAACCUGGCGAACGUCGCCCGAGUCCAGGACGCGGGCGCCACAGGUGAGAAGGGCGCUUGUCGACCAGCUUCACCAGCAGCGGCGGCAGCUUGUUCAACCGUUUAGUGAGGCAGGCCCGCCCUGCCGGCAUCAUCGGUCGACAUGGAUGUGACUAUGAUUUGUGCCGGCGUCGGCUGGGUGCCGGCGAUGGUGACCGUCACCCUGAUCGGUGCCUCCCUGAUGGCGUACAUCUGGGCGGCUCUCACGGGAGCGGUGACCGUUUACGCGCCGUACAUCAGCGAAGCCGGUGCCUCACCGCCACAAAGCGGAGUGUUCAGCCUGCUCCUUUACUUCGGAUCUCUCUUGGCGUGCUCCACGAUGCUGGUACGAUACGUGGUGAUCCGCAACCUGAACCGCUGUUGCCGGUGGAGCGUCGACGUCCUGAACGUGGCCGCAGUCAUGGCGGGACUCCUCGCCGUCUUCGGGAACCUCAUCGUCUCCGCUUAUCCCGUGUUGACGAGCCGGACGAUCCACAACGCUGGCGCGUACACCAUGUUUCUCGCGGCGGUCUUGUACAUGGCGCUCGAAACCGGGCUCACGUGCUGCCUCUGCCCCGAGUACAAUGCUAAGAGCAUGGUGUGGCUGAGGUUCUCCCUCACAACGGCAUCCGUUUUCGCCGUUAUAUUCACCGCGUGCUACCAAUACAUCGGGGAAAACCUAUGGGUCGAAGGGCUUAAUGACAAGCCGAAACACUUGAGGGAGCCUGGAGACCCGGGUUUCCGAGAGCUGCUCAUCAGCUCCGUGGGAGAGUGGUUUCUGGUGUCUCUGUUCCUCGCCUUCUUCCUCACGUUCGCGCACGAGUUCCGGCGUGUGAUCGUCACCGUGGACGUGUUUCCUCUGGUCUACCACAUGGACGAACACAUCGAGGUGACCCGGCUGCGUCCUCACGACUCUUACUCGCUCUUUUCCUCGGCCUCCCUCUGACGUUGUCCUCUGAGCGUACACUCGAAGACUGUGACUACGCUUUUCUUUUUGAAUCGAACUGCGUGCCAUAACGCCCUUCGAAGCUGCGGAGAAGACGGAAGUUUGAACAUGUGGAACUUACUCGAACACGGGUGUUGGUCGAUGCCAAAGUUUCGGCAAAUGGGCUUGUCUUUGUCAAGAAGUGACAGCGUGUCACUUACUCUGAAAAUACUUACGUUGUCAAACAGCUCUAUGUUAGUCGAUCUCCACGUAGGUAGUUGUGCAUGUGUGUGUGCACACACGUUGCUUGUAAAACUGUUGCUCAGUUAGUUGACUUUUUGUAACUACUACAAAUGCUGAUGACCAUUCACAUGGAAUUACUGUAAAUUCAAAAUGUCUAGGUCUAGCCUUUUUAUGAUGUCUUCAUUUACUUUCGUACUUUGAAGAGACCACGUGAAGGAUUCAGUGCUUUGUUGUCGUUUGUACGUUACGUCAGAACCACUUGUCUUCUUGAAGGUACCACUUUCAGCCUCGAAGGCGACAAGACAACUUGUCCAUGCGUAGGCUCCAGCUGUUUACCUUCUGUUCGAGAAUUUUUGAUGCCGUGUGAGUCGUUCUGCAGUGAUUCCACAAGCCCUUCUUCUCUCUUUUUUUUAGGGGUCGAGCAAAGAAAGAUUUUGAGCAAUCUGACGGUGACAACGUCUUGACGACGUGAAUCUCGCCCCAUUCUAGCCACCUGUUGCGUGCUACGUCAGCUUCUGUCUCAUGCGUAUCACGCAUGUUCAGUUUUCGUUUCCCUCGACGGGCGGCCAAGUUGCCCCUUUUAAUAAAACAAAACACCUUUGGAACUCGCUGUCCGUCAGUCACGACAGGCGCCGCCAUUCAGAAUCUGAGCUACGUGAAGACGGAUCACAUUCUGCAGGCGCGAAUGGUCGUCCCGUGUCUCUACGUCGUACGUACACGGUUUGGCAGAGUUAUAAGUAUGUGAAAACUGUUUUCCCGUCACAAUACAGUGCAAGUGUUGAUGUGACGGGCAUCCUCAAUUCUUACUAAGUUACAAUACUUUUAUCUUUUUAUUGAGACGAAGGUUGCCCCGACAUUUGCAAGCCAUUAUUGUCGCUUCUUUCACGAUGACUCUAAACAGCGACAUUGACGAUGCCUACGAUAUGUACUGAGACGAAAAUAAACCAUUUUGCCACCUUUU